This is a messenger RNA of Schistocerca cancellata (South American locust), 1975 nucleotides long. It is a transcript of the gene Gem2, whose product is annotated as gem-associated protein 2. The record is from RefSeq and is a predicted model, not a curated record. Gene Ontology annotation, biological process: spliceosomal complex assembly; spliceosomal snRNP assembly. The transcript is spliced from 2 exons. NCBI's taxonomy places the organism in Eukaryota, Metazoa, Arthropoda, Insecta, Orthoptera, Acrididae. Gene Ontology annotation, cellular component: nucleus; SMN complex; spliceosomal complex. Bases 429 to 1145 code for a protein of 238 amino acids.
GUAACACACGAUGUUUGACUGUUUGCCGAACGCGAGCGCAAUCGAUCGGCAACAAGAUUAGCUGUCACUAGAGACAAGUAAGAUGCGUACAGGAAAAAAAAGUUUAUAGAAAACCUUUCAUGAAGGAUAAUAACUAAUAAAUAAAAGUGAAAAUUUGGUGGACAAAGUUUUUGCGAAUGUAAAUAUCAUAUUGUCAUUUAUGACGUACUUGAAUAAUCUUGUGAGAAGAAACGUCAAAAUUUUUGUGUGUCAUAUUGUUUUACGAUGGUCUUCUGUUUAACAUCUGUGUUGGUGAUCAUUUGUUAUGUUUGUGGAUGAGGUUAGAGCUAGUGCAUUACAGCGUGCGUAGAUCAGAACUUCCGGAGAUACAUUUCUUGAGAGGUGUGUAGCUCCAAGAGAGAUGUCCACAUAGUUUUAUUUUUGUUAAAAUGGGUGAUAAAAAUGAGUUCCUGAAAAUGGCUUUCGUUGUGGACGACCUUCCAGAAAACUUUGAUCCUUCUGCAGAUCCAAGUGAUGGGCUGGAGUAUUUGCAGCAGGUUCGUUGGGAAGCUUCGAAAUGCGACGACGUUGUGACUGCGGUUAUUGAUAAGGCGAAACUGAAGAACAGAGCUGUUGUCAAUAUAUUGCCUGAGUGUAAGAAGGUGCCUCGGCAAUUCUUGCCUGAUUUAGAAUGGCAACAACAACAAAUUGCAAAAUUUUCAGCCCUGAGACAGAAGAUGUCAAAAUACAGGAAGAGAAAACCUCCACAAGAAAGUGCCGUGAAAGUACCACAAAUAGGAGACGAGAAAGCCUGGUACGAUGUUUGUGUAGAAUACAAAACACCCCCGUUGGUGAGUGUCGUUUUGCCACUGCCUCAACGUUUGGUGGAGUGGCUGCUGCAGUGUAAUGUGGAAUGGCUGUCGGAUUCGGAACGACUGACCCAGUAUCAAGGGCGGUGGAUAUAUGCUUUAAUGGCAUGCUUGGAGUUACCACUCACCCCAGAAAGUUGUAGCAGUCUUCGCACGUUAGCGCGGGAAUGUGCAAGAAUUCGUGCUUAUGAAGUAUCAAAUGCGGAAGAGCCCGUAGUAAUACCAUUAAAUCUGUUAAUCUGUUUAGUUGCCAACUAUUUCCGUCAAAUGGAUCUUGCAGACAUAGAUUUGAUGUGAAUGCUAGACAGGAAGUUAUCUAUUUGUUGGAGCAUGUGAUGAGAACUCUAAGGAGGAAGCUGAAAGAUGUCCGUCGAUCCAUUCUCCACAAAGAUGUAUGGCUGUAUCCUGAUGGACCAGUCAACUUGCAAGAGAUCAUUGGUGCUGGGUAACGUACGUGAGCAUCUGUUGACUGGAGCUGUGUUGUGACUUUUAUUUGUGAAAUGGUGGCCAAGACUGCUCAAGACAGUGUUAUUCAGCAUAAAUGCAUGUCUUUCUUAAAAAAAAAAAAAAAAAAAAAAAAAAAAAAUUCGGGAUUGACUUUCCAAUCAUUAUGUAACUUUAAGUCAGUAUGUAUUUUUUUUGUCAUUUGACAAUUAAUAUUUGAGGUCUCUAUGUAUGUAGAUUGGUUGUAUGGAAAGUUAGCAAAUAGUGUGGAUGACAUUUACUAGUAUGGGCAGUAUAACAGAAUUUAUGCAUGUCUGCUGUCAUACUCUGAUUUUGGUUCUCAAGCUACUGGAUUGUGUCAUCAUUCAAAGCUAUUUAUGGCUAUGUUUACCUGAAUUUAUCCUGAGUAUUGCAAUAUUAUAUCUGAUUGGAUCUUGAGUAAUAUAUAUUGAUAUGAUUAUGAGCUUUAUUCAUUUUGCUGUGUCAAAAAUUUUUUUCUCUUUUGUACUCAAUGUGGUUUGGAUUCAUUGGUCGAUCCCCACGUUGUAAACUUAGGCCUUAAUAUUUUUCUAUUAUUUUGUUCUUUCAUGAGUCAACAUAUCAUUGAAUCAUACAGUUUAUGUGACUGAUUGAUUACUACUCACGAUUGAGUAUAUUCUUCUGGUAUGUACCCAUUAUUGUGA